Messenger RNA from Exophiala dermatitidis NIH/UT8656, 1631 nucleotides. RefSeq lists its product as uncharacterized. Bases 446 to 1018 code for a protein of 190 amino acids. The transcript is spliced from 2 exons. NCBI's taxonomy places the organism in Eukaryota, Fungi, Ascomycota, Eurotiomycetes, Chaetothyriales, Herpotrichiellaceae. The record is from RefSeq and is a predicted model, not a curated record.
AGCCGACAGACUGACUUCAAGUUUCACGCCGUAGAGGGGAUGUGUCUCUACCAACAGCCUUGAGGAGAGAGAAUAGCGACGUGAUUUGCCUGCCAGUAUGCUUCAAGUUUACAAUAUACAUUAACACUGGAGUCGUGGUCGAAUCGACGAAGGAGAUAUAUUUUUCCGAGCCGACUCUCUUGGACCGAGGCUGAACGGUGACAUCACCCGUGUUCUACCAUUACCUUACUGUGCAAUGUUGUAUACAUGCCACCUGCGACUCUUGUUCAACACCCACUGCCAGACGCACCACGAGUAGCUCAAUGCUGUGAAGAAACAUACAAACACUUCACAAACUCCUUGUUAUACUUACCUCAGGGAGCGUUCGGAGUCCAGCUUCAACGAGCCUAAAUCUCCCUCCGCUCUCUCCAUUCCCCCUCUUGGCCAAACCUCACCAACAGCAACCAUGCUCCUUCGCUCCGCGCUCCGCCCGUCCCUCUUCUCGCCGAUAUCCCAGGCGACCGCCAAAUCAAUACCCAUACGUUCACGAUCCAUCUUGAACCGUCCUGUCCUAGUCGCAUUCGGCCUUUCAUUGUCCAUCCCCUUCCUCCAACAACCGGGACAAAUUACUCGCCUUGACAGCUCCCCUUAUGCGCCCCAAUCCUCGCCUUUAUCUCAGACUGCGGCGUUCAGCAGCACCAGCACAAACUACACUCAUUCGCGGGACGCCAAGACACCCCUCACUAAAGAUGGCAAGACUCUGAACCCGGCCGCCGUGAAACAGAUCAGUCUUGGAGCAAUACUCGGACUCGGCGCCGGCGUGUUGGUUUCGGCAUUCUCGCGAAGUUUGACGCUGUUGAUUGGUCUGGGCAUUGUGAUUUGGCAGUAUGCCGCACGCAAAGGAUACAAUUUCAUUCCUGUCGAUCGGCUACAGCGGUACGUCAAGGGUGUCAACUUGCGGAGUGCUGUCAACGACAAUCUCGCGUUUAAAUUCAGCUUUGGGCUCAUGUUUGCCCUGUCUGCGUUUGGCGAGUUCUAGUAUACUGCGAGGGUGAGAGGGUGAAGCGAACUGAAUUGAAUUGCUUUGCUCUUGCUUUGGGGGCGUGUUUGUUCUGAAUUAGCUCUGCCGAGUUUAUCUGUGCAGAGAAGUACCAUCUUUUCUCGUGGGAAGAAUGGGGAUCAAGCCAUGGAUGACUCGGUCGCUCGACCGAGCUCGUGUGCCUAGGGCGAUGUGGAGAUUUAAAACAAGGACCAAAAGCGAGGCAACUCGAUCGUCUUCUGGCGGAAAUAUCACACCUGGUGGUUAUUAAUGGCGAUGAUAGCAUUUGUCCGGCGAUACCUUCUGCCCUGCUUCUCCUCCUCCAUUCUCAGCAUGUUUACUGCCUUUGGGUAAUUUGGAUACAGAAGUUCAGUAGGCCCAAAAGCUUGUCCGUUCGAUGCAGGGUAUGGAGGUAAAGCCCAUCAAAUGGCUGUCUAUCAGGUCGAGGAUCCUGCGUUUCAACCGGUACAGGCCGUGCGUAUAAGCUUGUUCGAGUUUCAAGACCAGAGUCUGUGACCAUGGGCAACGUAUGGGAAACUCCCUGGAUGCAUGCGAUAUUAAUAUUGGCCCGAGAUACCCAUCCACAAAAUAGCAAAUGGAUGUUCUGAUCUGG